Molecule: messenger RNA, 2775 nt
Organism: Onychostoma macrolepis
Lineage: Eukaryota; Metazoa; Chordata; Actinopteri; Cypriniformes; Cyprinidae
Product: gastrula zinc finger protein XlCGF57.1-like
Exons: 2
Coding region: 293-1483 (396 amino acids)
Biological process (GO): regulation of transcription by RNA polymerase II
Molecular function (GO): DNA-binding transcription factor activity; RNA polymerase II cis-regulatory region sequence-specific DNA binding
Source: RefSeq, a predicted model, not a curated record
GCGCACAAUCUUCAAGUCGAACGCGCUAUUAUUUCGCUCCUGUCGCAGCUUCACACUCCAGUCCAGCGGGCGGCUCUAAAACACAUGCGUUUGUUUGCCAAACACCAUUAAACCUCAGAGGAAGAGGUUUAGUUUCACUGCGCUCUCUUUUGUUUUGUCGUGAUGCUGUUUUAAUGCAAACGGUUAGGUCAAUUAAUAACUGUAAUAUUGUCAUUCUCACAGUCGUGACUAAGUUUUGAAGCAAGCAGGAAUAUCUGAAGGAGUAUCAUCUGAACUGAGAUCUGCUGUGAAGAUGGUGUUUGUUAAAGAGGAGAGUGAAGAGAACACGAGUGAACCAGAAACCUGGAGAAUAAAACAGGAGGAACCAGAAACCAGGAGAAUAAAACAUGAGGAACCAGAAACCUGGAGAAUAAAACAGGAGGAACCAGAACCCUGGAGAAUAAAACAGGAGGAACAAGGAGGCCUGGUGAAAGUGAAAGAAGAAAGACAAGAUCUGAAUGAAGUGGAGGAGAAGCAUCAGGAUCAGAAAGCUCAUGAUGUCACUGGAGAAAAAUCAGCGAGUUGCUCCAAAACUGAAAACAGUUGCUCACAAAGCAACAUUCAAAUAACAGAAGUCAAAGGGCCUUUCAGCUGCUAUGAAUGUGGAAACACUUUUACGGGUAAAAAACACCUUAAGAAUCACAUGAGAAUUCAUAAGAGAGUAAAGCCUUUCACCUGCUCUGAGUGUGGAAACACUUUCAAACAGAAAAGAAGCCUUGACGAACACAUGAUGAUUGUUCAUACUGGAAAAAGGCCUUUCAGCUGCUCUGAGUGUGGAAAUACUUUCACACGCAAAGGAAGCCUGAAGAAUCACAUGUUAAUUCAUACGGGAAUAAAGCCUUUUACCUGCUCUCAGUGUGGAAACACAUUCAGCCAUAGAGGAAACCUUUGGAAUCACAUGAAAAUUCAUGCUCAAAUAAAGUCUUUCAGCUGCUCUCAGUGUGGAAAGAGUUUCACACAGAAAAGAACACUUAAUGAGCAUAUGCUAAUUCACACUUCAGAAAAACAAUUAACUUGUCCUCAGUGUGGAAAGACUUUUACAUGUAAAGGAAGCCUGAAGACUCACAUGUUAAUUCAUGCUGGAAUAAAGCCUUUCGUCUGCUCUCAGUGUGGGAAGAGUUUCACAUAUAAAGGAUGCCUUAAGGUUCAUUUGCUAACUCACUCUUCAGAAAAGCCUUUCGUCUGCUCUCAGUGUGGAAAGAGUUUCACGUGUAAAGGAAGCCUACAGAGUCACAUGCUAAUUCAUGCUGGAAUAAGGCCUUUCAGCUGCUCUCAGUGUGGAAAGAGUUUCACAUGUAAAAAAUAUCUUCGGAAUCACAUGAAAACUCAUACUGGAAUAAAACCUUUCAGCUGCUCUCAGUGUGGAAAGAGUUUUACUGAGAAAAGACAACUUGAUGUUCAUGUGCGUAUUCACACUUCAGAAAAGUCUUUCACCUGUCCUUAGUUUAGAAACACUUUCACGUGUAAAGGAAGUGCUGAGAGUCACGUGUUAAUUAGUGCUGGGGAAAAAGCCUUUUACUUGCUCUCAGUGUGGAAAGUGUUUCGCCUGUAAACAAGAAUUUAAUCGCAACAUGAGAAUUCACACUGAAACAAUUGAUUUUAAUAUCUAUAAUGUACUUGAAGUAUGCAGUGUUAAUUUUGGCAGCAAAUUUUGAUUUUGUUUUAGUCAUAGCCUUUUGACUAAAAUGCCGUUUAGUCAUGUUUUAGUCAUCUGAAUUGUUUUAGUCAACUUAUAGUCUGCUACAUAUAAGAUUUUAGUUCACUAAAUUUACAAUAAAUUUAGUUAACUAAAAUCUAACGAGUUUAUUUAAAUUGUUUAGUUACAUUUUCAAAAUUAUUUACUUCUGGAGAAAACAUCUGUAAAUCUGUUAAUAUGAAUGAUAUUAAGGUUUGAACAUGCAAUAUGGACAGAUUUAACUGCUGUGAGAUAUUAGGCCUUUUUCUGGAAAUUAAAUUAAACCACUUCUGAAAGAAAAAAGAACAUGAUCUUCUUUUCAAUUAAUAAUAUAUGGGUUGUUAUGGGGUUAUUAUAUGUGACAUGGCAUUUUCACUGUCCCACAAGAUAAAAAUUUAUAUUAUUUUAUACAAUAAACAAUUAUUUAAAAUGGUAAAAAUAUUAUAUAUAAAAAUAAAAUAUAUUUUGCUGUACUUUGGAUCAAAUAAAUGCAGGCUUGGUGAACAGAAGAGACUUCCUUAAAAAACAUUAAAAAUUUUACUGUUCAAAAACUUAUCACUGGUAGUGUAUAGGCAAGUUUAAUUUUUCUCUUUUUUCUAGCUUUUAAUUGGCUAAGACGUCAGAUACAUUGCUGGACAAUAAACAAUAAUAAUGAUUUGUUUAUAUACUACAAACACAUUUUUAUCACAUAAUAAGGCAGAAUAGUUUCCAUACUGUAAUAAAUGUCAAUUAGCACUGCAUUGUUAUUUACUACCUGGAGAUGACUUGAAAAAUACAAAUGAACCAUACAGUAUAUUGUCGCAAUCGUAUAUUUAAUGUCUUCAUGUUUCCAACCAUUUCUGUUUUUCUGUGAAAACGACUGUUUUCAUGCAGCGAUAGCAAGACGCUUUUGUCCAUAUUUAGGACUUUCCUUUUCUGCAGGAGAGCGCCCUCGUGGGGGUUGGCGGGGGGGUGAGAACAUGACUCACUCAUGUUUCUUUUUUAUUAUUAUUAUUAGCCCACUAUUAUUAUAAUUCUUUUUUUUAUUAUUACAAAUUAAACAAACAGUUAAACACCAUGGA